GACAUGAAGUACUUGGACUCGCCCCUUUCAGAGAAAGGCCUUUCUGAGGCUAAAGAGAUGCGCGCGAAAGCCCCGCAGGUGGACAUUGUAGUCGCAUCACCUCUGACGAGGGCAUUGCAGACCGCGACAGCAGUUUUUGGUUGCGACUCCGGUGGUCCGCCGUUGCAGGCCUUGGAGGAGCUCCGAGAGUUCUGCGGAAAGCAGUUCCAGCCCUGUGAUUCGCGACGCGCGCCGGAGGAGCUGCGGAGCGUGUUCCCUCAUGUGGACUUUACUAAUGUACCUCCAGGUGCAGAUACUCUUCUGGGACCUGAUAAGGUAGAGAGUACAGAGAGCGUUGAUGAGCGCAUUCAAAGGUUCUUCGAGUGGCUUCGUAAUCAAGAGCAACAAAACAUUGGAUGUGUUGCGCAUUUCCAGAUUUUGACUCGCAUCUUUGAAAACCUUGAAGCAGCGGGCUUGGACUGCUCAGCGUAUGGGGACUUCAAAAACUUGGAGGUCAGAUCCAUUCCAAUUACUUUCGAUUAAUUUUACUGGCAAUAAA
This is a messenger RNA of Cladocopium goreaui, 538 nucleotides long. The record is from the annotation of a GenBank genome assembly. NCBI's taxonomy places the organism in Eukaryota, Dinophyceae, Suessiales, Symbiodiniaceae.